This is a messenger RNA of Zea mays, 512 nucleotides long. RefSeq lists its product as uncharacterized. The record is from RefSeq and is a predicted model, not a curated record. Lineage: Eukaryota; Viridiplantae; Streptophyta; Magnoliopsida; Poales; Poaceae. The transcript has a single exon. Bases 1 to 456 code for a protein of 151 amino acids.
AUGGCAGCUGACUCCACCAUGGGGUUUCACCAGGGGAUCACCGCCUCGCUGUACAACCAUCACAUGCUCUCGUUCCAGUCCAACAACGAUGUCGGCAUCGACGGCGGCGACGACGCUACCGGUGGCAUGGUCAUGGCCCCGGGGAGUGUGAGUGGGGGCAGUGGCAACGCCGGGCUGUUCCUCUCCCCAAACACAGGGGUCGUCGGCAACGCACCGGGGGUUGCCCCAUCAAGGAACUCGUCGGGGGAUGCGUUCCGUGGCACUGGGACGCCCAAGUAUAAGUAUGUCACUGGUUCUCCUUCCGAUUGGAGUGACUGUGAGGUAGACAUACUGAACGAAGGGCUUGUGAGGUUAAUUCAUUCCCCUAUUUGCUUCCUGAAUUGCUUUUGCCUGUACUGUACUUUUCUCUACUAUUGCACAUAUGGAACUUGGUUUGCUUUCUUUUCGCACCUUUAAUGUGUUCCAAGGUUGUGGAGCACCAAUUACGAACCUAAAGCAAUUAUUACGCAACC